AUGAGCAUCACGUGCACGUCGUGCGGCGACGUGCUGGAACCGGCGGGCUUCAGCAAAAACCAGCUGCGAACGCCCAAGACCGCACGCUGCCGCUGGUGCGUCGAGCAGGCAUCACAGCAGCGGCGAGCUCCGCCGCCAGCGACGCAGCAGCGACGCGCGCGGCCGCCGCCCGCUACCACGCCACCGCCGACCGCAGCAACACCGCCGCCGCCGCCGGAGGCCGAGCUCGCGGCGCUCGCCGUCGCGGACCCCGCGGCGGCGGCCGCGCGCGAGGAGGAGGCCGAGGCGCUCGCGGCGAUCUUCGGCGACGAGUUCCGCCCGCUGCCGCCGGGCGGCGCCGCCGCGCGCUACGAGAUCGCGCUCGCGGCGGACCGCGCCGCGGUCGCGCUCGACGUCGUCUGCGGCGCCGGCUACCCGGUCGACGGCGCGCCGACGUUCGCGGUGCGCGCCGUCGCCGCGUGCGACGAGAAGGCGCGGCGCGCGCUGACCUGCGUCGCGGCGGCCGCGGCGGCCGCGGCGCCGGCGGGCGAGGUCUGCGUCUUCGAGGUCGCGGCGGCCGUGCGCGACGCCGUCGACGCGCUCGGCGCGGCGCCGGCCGCGGCGCCGGCCGCGGAGGCCGCGCCGGCCGGCGGCUGGACCUUCGAGCCGGCGUGCCCCCAGUUCGGCCAGCGGCCCGUGCGCUUCGACGCGGCGAGCGGCGACGACGCGCACGCCGUCGAGAUCUUCGACGGCGAGCCCGUGACGGACCGCCGGUCGACGUUCCAGGCGUUCCUGGCCGUCGGCGUCGACUCGCUCGACAAGGCGCAGUGGGCGUUCCGGGCCAUCCUCGCGCGGAACAAGUGCGGCCGCGCGACGCACAACAUGCGCGCCUACCGCUUCACGGACGCCGCGGGCGUCCGCCGCGCGGACAACGACUCCGACGGGGAGGACGGCGCGGGCGAGAAGAUGGCCUACCUGCUCGACGUGCUCGACGCGGACGGCGUCGCGGUGGUCGUGUCGCGCUGGUACGGCGGCGUCCACCUCGGGCCCGACCGCUUCCGCCACAUCGCGCACUGCACGCAGAAGAUCCUCGAGGCCCACGGCCACGCGCGCCGCGACAACGCACGAUAA
Aureococcus anophagefferens is the source of this 1110-nucleotide messenger RNA. RefSeq lists its product as hypothetical. The record is from RefSeq and is a predicted model, not a curated record. The transcript has a single exon. Gene Ontology annotation, molecular function: protein binding. Bases 1 to 1110 code for a protein of 369 amino acids. Gene Ontology annotation, biological process: regulation of translational initiation. Gene Ontology annotation, cellular component: cytoplasm. Lineage: Eukaryota; Pelagophyceae; Pelagomonadales; Pelagomonadaceae.